AUGUUAGAGGCACAACAUCAUAAAUUGACAAUUUAUACGGGCAUGUGGGGACAUAUGAAGCCUUGUGUGUUUAUUGCUGCGGACAACUGUAACAAAUCUGGAGAAACAAUAGUAGAAAAUUUAUUGUUCAAAUUAGGGAAAAUUGGUUCUAAACUAAUGGAAAUACUCUCACCCUUUACCAUGAAUUUUUUGUCCAGUUUAGAUCCUGAAAUAUUCUUGAAUCACGAUUUGUUUCCAAUUAGUGCUACCAAUUUCAUGAUCCCAGGAAACAAGCAUAGAAUUUUAAAACCACACAAGGACAAUCAGGAUGUGGGAUUGUGCAUUAUCUUUUAUUUUGGAAAUUACAAUGCUCCAUUGGAAUUUGUAAACAAGGGAAGCGUAUUUAAUACUGAGAGAGGAGAUGUUCUUUUAAUGCGAGGCUCUCAUUUUCGGCAUGUAGUUAAGCCUGUGGAUAAUGGUUUGUUGGAACAUGUACAUGACCCAAUGAGAAUUAGUGUUGUAUUAUUUGCACACAAAAGUUUGAAAAUGAAUCCAUCUUAUUUUCUAAACGCUGGUUCGGCCUUGAAGGCCCAUGAUGAAGACUUUCCUGAGAAAGCCAAGAAAAGAAAGAAAAAGAGAAAAUAA
Molecule: messenger RNA, 624 nt
Organism: Naegleria gruberi
Lineage: Eukaryota; Heterolobosea; Eutetramitea; Acrasida; Naegleriidae
Exons: 1
Coding region: 1-624 (207 amino acids)
Source: RefSeq, a predicted model, not a curated record